This is a messenger RNA of Saimiri boliviensis boliviensis (Bolivian squirrel monkey), 4665 nucleotides long. RefSeq names its product leucine rich repeat containing 61 (gene LRRC61). Gene Ontology annotation, biological process: regulation of transcription by RNA polymerase II; outer dynein arm assembly. Gene Ontology annotation, molecular function: protein dimerization activity. The record is from RefSeq and is a predicted model, not a curated record. Lineage: Eukaryota; Metazoa; Chordata; Mammalia; Primates; Cebidae. Gene Ontology annotation, cellular component: cytoplasm.
CGCAAGAUCCCAGACCUACCUGACGGGUCUGUCAGGGACUGAAGAUCGUGAAGCAAUAGCCUAAGUGUGGGUCCAUCUCAUUUCCCCAAGUUUCCAAGCAUGACGAAAGUGGAAGAAAUAAAAAAAAAACCCAAAAGACUGCCUCCCUCAGGAUCAGUGGGCCAGGAGCCCCUUGUGUGUGCCGACUCCCCUAUGACUAGGCCCAAGAGUUCAGCUGCCACCCUGACUUGUCCCGCCCCUAAGCUCAGCACCAAAGCUACCAGCACCUCUCAAGGACUUGACUGGGCGACCAGGGAGGGAUUGCCAAAGACUGAGGCCAAACGUAAGCUUGUAGACAGAAAGAAGAUUGGUAGUGGCUGUAGGAGGAAAAUCAGAUCAUCUGGCUCCCAAAAAGAGCCGAAAAGGGUCCUGUCCCUGCAAAGGAGCAGCCCCUGCCCCCUGCCCAGUGGCACAUCCAUCCUUUCACCUAACCUGGACCAAGUUUUCCUGGAAAAGCAGGUAGAAAGUGUUCCUGGCCCACCUGUUUGCAGUGAAAAGAGAAAAACCCGCUCCGUGGGGAGGCCUAGGCUUCGUCCGCCCACCUCCCAUGCAGAGCGCUGGUCCAUCCCUGGGCCAAAUAAGCCAAGCCGAGACCCUGGAGUCUGUGGCCUCAAACCUGCGUGUGAGCAGGAGCCCCCUGUGCCACCUGAGAAGAAGAAGGUACCCCGGCAGAAGCCACGGGGAUGGAGAAAGGAAGGGAAGCAGACGGGAAAGAAGCUGAGGUCCCUGUCGCUCGGCUCUGGCCAGGCCCCUUCUCUGCCAGCCCUUUCGGGCCCCUGCCAGAUGUCCAGUCCUGACAGGUUGGAGGGGAACCAGUCCAGUGAGAGUGAGAGAGUGAAGCAGGUGGACAUCCUGACAGCUUGUUUGGCCAGAGAGGCGCGACACCUCCAGCAGUGGAAGAAAAAGCAUUUGCUUCCAGGCGUGCGGGAGAAGUCGGGGCCCCAGCCCAGCCUCCGGAAGUCCCCCUGGUUGGAAAAGUUGGCCAGAGCUGUGAAGGCUGAGUCCCAAGGCCUGGGUCCCGCCCAGCAUUUCCCAGGCUCUCUGCAUGCUGCAGAAUCGCAGGCCCUGCAGGACAUGGGGCAGUUCUUUACCAUCGACAGCAAGAACGUGGGCCGUGCCAUCUGCACUUUGUGUCAUGUCAGCGUCAGACAGGGCAAAACAAAGCGGCGGUCCCAAACCUUGGGCCUCAUCCGCCACUUGGCAAGUAAGCAUGGGCUGAAGUGGGCGAGAAGGGCAACCCCUGCCAGCCAAGGGGAGGGCACGAGGAGGGCACAGGAGAUGCAGCAGAAGGGCUCGUCCAUGGGUCCUGCCAGCCUUGCCCUGGGGGGCCUCCCGUCUCCAAGACACUGCCCAGAAGGCAGUGACAGGGAGCUGGCUCCGGGCAGGCCAGAGCAGCUGUUGCUGGCCCCACCACCCCUGCCUGCUUCCCCCACAGCAGUCGGGGACAACGGAGGUGGCACCUGUACCCCCAGGCAGCCCGGCGCACAGGCCUGGAACCACAGCAUCACAGAGCUGCUCUGCAGCCUGGCCUUGCCGCUCUCCAUUGUUUCGUCCCGGCCCUUCAGGAGGUUUAUGGCCCAGGUAGAUCCUUGCUACUGCCUGCCCUCUCCAGCCUUCUUCUCCUGCAAAGCCUUGCCUCUGCUGCACGAGGCUGUGGGCGAGCAGGUGCUUCAGGAGAUGCAGUGGGCCGAGGGGGGUCGCGUGCACCUCGCUGUCACCAUGGCGGCCCGGGACUCCCUUGUGAAGUACAUGGUCAUCACUGCCCACUGGGGGGUAGCACCACCGGGCGGCAGGCUGGCAGGGGGACUGCGGAAGCGAGCCGUGCUCUUGGUGCGAGGCCUGCCCCUGGAGGGAACCAUGGAGGACCAGCAGCUGGAGGUGCUGGAGCAGGCCGGCCUGUGGCUUGGCCGUGGCUCCCUGCAGGCGGGCUUCCUGGUAUCGAGUGGCUGCCCCAGCCUGGAGCAGGCGGCCAAGGAUGACGGCUAUACUCACAUCCCUUGUUUCGCCCACUGCCUCGACUCCCUGGUGAGAAACUUUCUGCGUCACCACCACAGUGUCCAGAUCAUCCUGGACACUGCCAGGACCAUCUGCAGCCAUUUCCAGGGCUCCGCAGAGGCCCAGGGGCUCCUCGCCCAGCUCCAGCGUCAGUGUGGCCUCCCAGCCCACCAGCCCUUUGAGGAGCUCUCAGACCACUGGGUCUCGGCCUGCCACCUGCUGGAGUGGCUGGUGGAGCAGCAGCAGCCCCUUCAAGAGUACGAGGUCAGGCACCAGCUAGGGAAGGCUGGUACCGCUUUGUCGGCCACAUUCUGGGGCCUGGCUGACAGUCUUGUCAAGCUCCUGCAGCCCUUCCAGAUGGCGGUCCGCGAGGCGAGUGCGGCGCAGGCCUCUCUGAGCCAGGUGCUGCCCCAGCUGCGCUACCUGCACAUCUUCCUGGAGCAGGUUCACGGACACUUUCAGGAGCAGAGUGUCGGAGAGGCGGGCGCAGCUGUCCGGCUGGCUGAGGGGUUGGCCCUGCAGCUCUGCACCGACUGUCAGCUCAAUGAGCUCUUCUACCGCGAGGAGUUCGUGCUGGCCACCUUGCUGGAUCCCCGCUUCAAGGGCAAGAUUGAGGCCAUCCUGCCCGUGGGGGCUGACAUUGACCACUGGAAGCAAGUCCUUGUGUACAAGGUGAAGGAGAUUAUGGUGUCUGAAUACUCUUUGACCAUCCCAAGCCCCUUGCAAAGCCGCGGGGUAGCCAAGAGCCCCAAGGUGGCAGGGAAGAGCCAGGGAGAGCAUCUACAGAGUAGCGGCCGCUCUGGGGCCUUUCUGCUUGCCCAGAGGGAGAAGUGCUUGCUGGAGCGACUGGAGAGCGUGGGGCUGCUGGCCUCCAAGAGCAGCGGGGGCUCGCUGUCCACUGAGAACCACUUGGCCAGCAUCACCGUCAAGAAGUACCUGCGGGAGAAUGAGACCAUUGGAGCCCAGGAUGACCCCCUGGCUUACUGGGAGAAGAAGCGAGCAGCCUGGCCAGCCCUGGCCAGACUGGCCACCAUCUAUCUGUCUUGCCCCCCGACGGGAGCCUUCUCUGAAAGCGUCUUUGCCUCCCUGAACAGCCCCACCCUUGUAGAACAAAACUCUUCUCUCGAGGUGGAGGCCAUUGAGCAUCUCCUCUUCCUGAAGACCAACCUGGAACACUUCCCAAACUAUACCCCGCCUCCCCUUGUCUGCUCCAGUGGUGACCUGGCCGAAGGGGAACAGAGCCUGCAGUCUGCUCAGGGUGGGAAGGCAGACAUGGCAGGUGCCAGUGCCCACCCUGCCAUGAACUCCUAGAGAUCCCCUGCCUGUAGUAGGUCAAAGCAGAGAGCAGGGUGUUGCAUCCUGAGCGUCACAUGCUGAUGGCCAGAAUCUUUAACCUAUUUGGUAAGAAUGGGUCAGUUUCUCCCUUCUUGGCAGAUAGCCGUAUUUUUUUCCUGGGAGAUGUCAUUUUCCAUCUCCCCAUUGCCUCCUUUAUGUCUAGUGGUAUGUGCUGAGAAGAGGCUUACUCUUCGUAGUUGACUGAAUUUUGUACUGCAUGGCUUUGUACAUGUGAUGCUCUGUUAAAACAUAAGUGGGUGUGAAGGACCUUGCCUACACCUUGCUGUGCAGAUAAGUGGAUACAUGCCCUUGAGAGGCUUGCUUUCUCAGAGUGGCCAAGGAUGUGGAAUGGGCAUUUGCUGGCAGGUGGGAUAUAUCCUCAGCCUCUGGGGACCUGGGUAAGCUAUUGCAGCACUUUCUGAGGCUUUCACUGUAGGGGAAGGAAUCCCAGGGUAGAAUAGCCAUUUCCAGAGCUGAAGUGCACACAUACCCAACACACCAGUCUUUCUGGGGAUUUCAGAGUGGCCAGCUAGCCAGGAGAGCUGAGACACCAGUCCUCAAAUGGCCUGUUUACCAAUAAUCUAUUUCCAGACUACUGGAAACCUUGGGGUUUCUCCUUCCAGUGACAGCAGCCUCAGUCGCUCUCCUGGGCUCUUGGCGGCUGUACACCCUGCCAGCCAUCACUCUUGCCCCUGCUUGCCCUGGGCCGUUUUUAAAGAGGACGUCCCUUAUUGGAGAAGAGAAAGGAUGUGUGUAGCACACGCUCAUCCUGGAUUGCUCAGAGUUCCUUUAGGGUAGAGCUGAGGGCCUGGGAUCCAGGGACCAGUGGGAUUGGACAGGAGAAGCAGGAAGGGGAGAGGCUCGUUACCCCCACAAGACUUGCAUCCAGGUAGCCUGAGGGUUCCUGGUCACUAGGCACGGUGGCUGCUGAGAUGCAAGUUGGAAGAGGCAGGGACAGGCUCCAGGCCUAACUUGGAGCAUGUCACUGCCCAUGGGGUGAGGAGACAGACUCUCCCCUCACUGGCUGGCAGCCCCAGGAGCCUGUUCCCUCACCUCUCCUGGAUGGGUUGUUAGUCCUGUGUUUCACUGUGACCAGUUCAUUGUGACAUUUGCAUAUUGCUGAAGAUGUAAAAGCGGGAAAAACUACAUUCCUUUCAUUCAGAUAUGGCCUCUGUCAAUAGUUCGACAUUUUCCCCUUUUUUACAUUGAGAUGAUACCCUAGGUACUGUUUAGUAUGCAGCAUUUUCGUUUUCACAGCAUAAUAAUUGCACCUUUUAAAUAAAGCUUUGUAAACAU